AUGAGCAGAGACAUCUGCGUCCAAACCUGGCCAUGCUCCUAUUAUUUAGAACUUGAAAAGCGAUGGGUCCCUGGAAGACUUUCAUUAACUUCUCUCUCACUAAAAUUUAUGGCUGAUAAAACUAGAGAAAUUCUUGUCAGCUUUCCCCUUUCUAGUAUCAUUGAGAUCAAGAAAGAAGCUUCUCAUUUUAUCUUCAGUUCCAUUACCAUCCUGGAGAGGGACCGCAACAAGCACUGGUUCAGUUCCUUGCAGCCUAGUCGGAAUGCCGUCUUCAGCAUCAUCGAGCAUUUCUGGAGAGAGCUGCUCUUGUCCCAGUCUGGAGCUGCUGCUGAGGCGUCCUCCUCCUCCGUGACCAAGGGGAAGGAGCUGACUUGUCUGAUGACCUGUACCCAGAAGCGUCUGGAAGACACAGCCAGAGUCCUGCACCAUCAGGGCGAGCAACUUGACAGUAUCUCCAGAGGCCUGGACAAGAUGGAAUCUGACCUGGAUGUGGCUGACAGGUUGCUGACCGAACUGGAGUCUCCUUCUUGGUGGCCCUUUAGCUCCAAGCUUUGGAAGGCGCCACCGGAAACAAAGCCCAAGUGGGACACCUCAGUGGCUAAUUCCAAAGCUUUUGGAAAAGAAGGGAUAGUGAUCCAAGUUCCUGCUGUUAUUUCCCAAAGAACAGAAUCUCAUGUUAAACCAGGAAGGCUCACUGUCCUUGUUUCUGGGUUGGAAAUCUACAACUCAGAUUCUCUGCUCAUGCACAGAUUCGAAAGGGAAGAUGUAGAUGACAUCAAGGUCCACACACCUUAUGAAAUUAGCAUCCGCCAGCGGUUCAUUGGGAAGCCAGACAUAACUUAUCAUUUGAUAUCUGCCAAGAUGCCAGAGGUUAUCCCCAUUUUGGAAGUACAGUUCAGCAAGAAGAUUGAGUUAUUAGAAGUCGCCAUGAUGCUCAGAAGCACUGAAACCUCUUCCCUAGCAGAGAAGGGCUAUUCAGUCUGGCACGCAGCAUCUGGACUGAUGGACCAAGCCAUGCACUGUGAGUCCUCCUCAGGGAGCCAGGAAGGGAGGCCACUUCAGCUACAGACAAGCGAGCCAGUCAUUUCUGAGGAAGACACCCAGGAACUGGGACAGAUCCUGAGGAAGCUCAAAGGUCUCGCGUUAGACACCGAGACAGAGCUGGAGAGACAGGAUGAGGCCUUGGAUGGCAUCACUGCGGCUGUGGACCGGGCCACCUUAACCAUCGACAAGCAUAAUCGGCGAAUGAAGAAACUGACUUAG
This is a messenger RNA of Rangifer tarandus platyrhynchus (Svalbard reindeer), 1263 nucleotides long. Lineage: Eukaryota; Metazoa; Chordata; Mammalia; Artiodactyla; Cervidae. The record is from the annotation of a GenBank genome assembly.